Messenger RNA from Colletotrichum abscissum, 373 nucleotides. RefSeq lists its product as uncharacterized. The annotation marks the transcript as partial. The record is from RefSeq and is a predicted model, not a curated record. The transcript has 2 exons. Lineage: Eukaryota; Fungi; Ascomycota; Sordariomycetes; Glomerellales; Glomerellaceae.
AGACGACUUGGCCAGUCUCGCAGCUCAAAUCGGCGUCGAAGCCAACGGUCUGUUACGGACGGUUGAGACGUGGAACCAGGCGUGCAACGACGGAGUCGAUGGGCUAUUCGGCAAAGGCCGCAGCAAGUACCACCUCUUCGUUGGGGACAGAAACGCAAAGCGACCAAACAUGGGAAACCUUGAUGAACCCCCAUAUUAUGCCGUGAAGGUGACUCCGGGAGACGCGGGCACCAAAGGCGGCCUGCUGACGGACGGGCAUGGGCGCGUGGUAGAUACACGUGGCAACGUCAUUGGCGGCCUAUACGCGGCCGGCAACUCAUCGGCGUCGGUCAUGGGUUGCGCAAGGCCAUGGGCGAGCGAGGCUUUCCCUUAA